UCUGUCUUUUUGCAGUACCGAAAGAAGAGGCUUCGCUUCGGACGCAGCAGAAUCCACGAGUGGGGUCUUUUUGCCAUGGAGCCCAUAGCUGCUGAUGAGAUGGUCAUCGAGUACGUGGGUCAGAACAUCCGACAGAUGGUGGCUGACAAUCGAGAGAAGCGGUACGCACAGCAGGGCAUCGGGAGCAGCUACCUGUUCAGAGUGGACCACGACACCAUUAUUGAUGCCACAAAAGUUGGCAACCUGGCAAGAUUUAUCAACCACUGCUGCACUCCAAACUGCUACGCCAAGGUAAUCACAAUAGAGUCCCAGAAAAAGAUUGUGAUCUACUCGAAGCAGGCCAUCGCCGUCAACGAGGAGAUCACCUACGACUACAAGUUCCCUCUGGAGGACAACAAGAUCCCCUGCCUGUGUGGGACGGAGAACUGCCGCGGGACACUGAACUAGUGGAUGUGCUUUUCUUCGUCACCUGGCAACACCCAGACCCCCACUUGAUUCACCCUUUGUAGAGUGUACAUCGAAAGGCCAGGCCACUCUAUGAACCCACCUCCUCACAUUACCCAGGAAACAGAGACACACACAUUUGCACUUUCAUGCCCACUUUUCAUUCACGUGGCAGUUUCACAAGCCAGGGGAGAGGUUAGUGUCACCUGGCAUGAGAAUACUAGUUGGGGGACGUCCGCUUCUUUUGUGGGUCGAUUGUUGGACUCCAUUGGUUGUUAUUUUUUUUUAACCAGGAUGUUUCGUGUAGCCAGGCAUAAAAGGUCUUUCUAUUUCCAAGCCAUUAUCAGAUUGAAGGAGCACGGUAAAACAAAACAGAAAAUGCCAUUAUUCUAUGUCUACGUCGGCUUACAUAAUACACAUCCUGGAUCACUCUUGCCGUGUCGAAUCCCUCCCUGCUGCCACCCACCCAUCCACACAGAUCCACGCACAGACGCACAGGAAUAUCUGACAAAUUCAGGGUUUUUAAAAGCGCUUGUUAUAGGCGCACUUUUAAAAUGACAAACUUCAUUCAAUUUGGUCUUCAGUUAUGCAAGAUUUCCAAGUGUGAAGAUUGUUUUGGAGCUUUUUUUAAAUUCAAUUUCAUAGUAUUAUAUAAUAAUAUUGCUAUUACGAAUGAUGUUGUUAUUCAGUUGCAUUAGCUGUAAGUAUCUUACAGUGAAAUGAGCUUCAGUGUACCCAGCCCACUGUCCUUUGUUCACCAGUCAAACCCUCAUGUUCUUGCUCCCCUGAUUUGCCACAACCUUUCUUCUGGAUGAGAGAAAAAAAACCUUUCAACUCUUGUUUUUGACCCACGUGAAUCUAUGUCAGUUAGGUUGUAGCUAAAUUGUGUUUUAUUUUUACAUGGCUCCUGAAUUUUUGCCUGCAGAACCAGCACAACAGGGAUUUAGCCUGUGUUUAUUUUUCCUUUUUUUCCCCAAAGUUAGAGCUAUGUUAACAAAGUGUUGUGACGAGAACAAGAACCAUGUUUGUUUGCAUAAUCUCUCUCUAUCUGUUUAUCUGCGUUCCAUCAAAGCAAAGGUCAAAAGUAGGCAAACUUCGUUCUUCAGGCAAUGAUUACGACCAAACUCAUUCAGGUCCUGUUCAAAUCUGUGUUCAGUUUUUAACUUAGUCAAUCUUUGUGCUACAUAUGUUUUUAAAAGGCACAGUUAUUGGAUUUGGUCAGGUCUCUUUAAAUGUUUCGAUUGUGAGUGUUCAUCCCCCUGUUUUGAGGGCCUUUCAAGAAUACAUUAGUAUGUAUUUUAUUUGGAAGUGCUGAGUGGUUCACCCCAAAGAAACAUCUCUCCCUGAAAAUGCAUCGGCCCAAUGUAAACAAGUGUCCAGCGUAGGAUCUGUUUGCAGUGUAGAUGGGUGGAAGGUAUAUAUAGAUACGCUCCAUGGGUUUGCAAUAUGCCGCAGACAGCAGGAUGUAUAUGGCCCUUGUGUUGUGUCUCUGUUUUUCACAUGGCUAUGGCCGUCCAAAGUUUAACUUUCAUUUUAAACUUUUAACUAAAGUUUGGUUUUAUUUUGUUCCCUCCCAAAAAGGAAAAUGUGUAAGAUAUUUUGUGUUGCAAUGAAAGCCUUUCAUCACAAACAAACCCUCUUUACUACAGUAUAAAAAGAUGAAAUCAAAGAAGUACAUGUAAAUAUUGUAGAAGUGUUUGUUUCUCGUAGAAACACACUGAUUUCAAGCUGUAAAUAUGUUGUUCCUUUUCUUCUCUCCAUGAGGAUGAAACAUGUACAUACCUUCCAUUCAUUUAUUUUUUAUUGUUUUUCCUUUUUAAUUUGAUUAUUUUAAUAUUAUUUGCAAUAUUUCUUGUAUUAAUGCGUUGGACCCUUUAUUAAUGGUGCAUUAAAAUAUUUUUUAAAUAAAUGAAACCA
Messenger RNA from Notothenia coriiceps (black rockcod), 2361 nucleotides. Its product is annotated as histone-lysine N-methyltransferase SETD1A-like. The record is from RefSeq and is a predicted model, not a curated record. Gene Ontology annotation, cellular component: Set1C/COMPASS complex. Gene Ontology annotation, molecular function: protein binding; histone H3K4 methyltransferase activity. The annotation marks the transcript as partial. Lineage: Eukaryota; Metazoa; Chordata; Actinopteri; Perciformes; Nototheniidae. The transcript is spliced from 3 exons.